GAACACUUCUAUGAUGCUGCAAGCAGCACUGGAUAUUUCUUGGCGUCUGAAAACGAUAACAGAGAAAGACUAGACGAGGAUCUGCACCACCAAGUAGCUCCACUGGCUUUGCUCAAGAAGGAGUAUCUGUCUAUCUUCCCAAGAUUCUUGGAUACAAAAGGAUUGGUGAAUCAAGACUUCACUCUCCUGUUUGAUGAUGAGAUAUCUACCAGGCUGCUUCAGAAAUGGGAUCCAAUCUUUAGGUAUCAAAUCAUCAAAGAGGCCAAGCAGCUCACCUCAACAGUAGAGUUGCGUCAAUUGGUGCAGUCAGCAGAGAGUCUACCAGGAAGUGAUCUUGAUGAGGCAGCAAGAGGACCAAAGUAUCAAAAAAUCAGCGCCUCUGAUGCUGUUGAGAGACUUGUAGUCUUUCAUAAGUCUUGCUGCAGUUUGGAAGAGCAUCUCCAGAAUCAGCAGAGUCAGCAGCCAUACCUCCUGGCUGUUGGGCGCCAGAAGAGGAAGGUCGACAGCUUCUAUGUUGCCAUAGACAAGCGUCUCAUCCCCUGCCAGGCCAGCCGCUCCCUUGGGGCAUUUGAUGAGCUUUUUAAAGCUCAUUUUGUGUUCAGUGUGUCUUAUGAUGCUGCACUUGUGAAUUUCUACACAUUUCUGCAGACAACAGUAUACAAUAUUGAUAUGGGGAAAAUGAAGGAGUCCCCAAGAGUUCGUGACCUGAGAGCCAAAAUCCUUAACCAGGAAAUUCUUCUCACAACCCAAGUAAAAAUCAUUAAAAUGCUGACAUGUGUUUGUGUAAGAGAGCUUAUCCCAGCAGUCAGCAGCUGAUUUCACAUUUAAGAGGUGAACAUGGUUAUUAUCCUGGACCUAAGUUUAAGUUAUUUUGUUGGCAGCCAGGCUGCAGGCUUCAGUUCCAAACUUAUGCAGGCUUUAGGAAGCACCUCAGUAGUUUUCACAGCAAUGUUGACCAAAAUGAUCGAACUUCAGCCAUUGCUUGUUUUUCUAAUGACACAGUUUCACCUGCUUUGGAGGACCAGUUUAAUUCCUCAAAUCUUCCUCACAGUUCUCCCAGUGUUCUUCCAGAGUCUAGUUCUUCCAGUGUUCCAGUGAGCAUUGAUUCAGUACUUACAAGGGAUUCAUCCAAAGAAAUGUGUGCAUCCAUUGUGGCCAAACUGCAGGGUAGUGGCCUUUCUAACAGUUUAGUAUCCUCACUUGUAGGCGAUUUGGAGGAAUUAACAAGUGAGCUUCGCUCAGAAGCAAAGCAGGCCAUUCUUUCUGCGUUACCCACAAAGGACUCCAGCAUAUCUUUAAUAAAUAAAUGAAUGCUUUGAAAAUUUUGAAAACCCUUUCACCAAUCUGAACACAGAAUGGAAACGAAAUAAAUACUUCAAUCUAA
Molecule: messenger RNA, 1384 nt
Organism: Oreochromis niloticus (Nile tilapia)
Lineage: Eukaryota; Metazoa; Chordata; Actinopteri; Cichliformes; Cichlidae
Exons: 5
Source: RefSeq, a predicted model, not a curated record